Messenger RNA from Xyrichtys novacula (pearly razorfish), 9385 nucleotides. The record is from the annotation of a GenBank genome assembly. Lineage: Eukaryota; Metazoa; Chordata; Actinopteri; Labriformes; Labridae.
GACUACACGACAACUAAACCCGGAUUUACUCCCGUUCAGACGCAGACAGACAACACCGUGACACGGCGAACAUCGUGUCCGUCCUUCAGGCUCCGAGCUCCGGAUACAGCGUGUGUGCCAAGCCGCCGAAUCACCGAGAGAACCAGGAACAAAAAGAAGCGUUUCCAGGAACUUUCCAGGAAUACGGUCACGUGGUGCAAGCGAGGAGCGAUUUAAGGUGGUCCGUGUUUACACACACACACACACACACACACACACACACACACACACACACACACACACACACACACACACACACACAGAGAUAUGUAUUUAAAAAAAUCUACAUACAUAUGAACACACAAGCACAUGAACGCGCAUACACAUAAACACACUGACAGACACACAUAAACACACACUGACGGACAAGUGUGUGUGUGUGUGUGUGUGUGUGUGUGUGUGUGUGUGUGUGUGUGUGUGAGUGAUUUCAGGUGUGGUGUGAAAUACGUAGAUUACAGGUUAGAUGCACGCGCUCACUGCAGAGAGACCUCAAAAACAGACCUGAGGUCACCGAGUGCAAACACCCCAAACACACACACACACACACACACACACACACACACACACACACACACACACACACACACACACACACACACACACACAGAGUGAGUCCAUGUACGGUAGGGGGUUAGGGUCAUAUUUAAAUUUGUUUUUGAGUUUUGACUUUUUAGAAAAACUUUCUAACUGAAUACAAUAUGUAUAUAUAUAUGUUUUAUUCCAGAGUUUCUAAAAUAAAACUAACAUUUAGAGUUGAUCAAAUAAAAUAAACAUUUGGAGUUUUUAAAAUAUUUUGAUUAUUUGUUUAUUUUUACUUAUAUUUUAUCUAUUAUUUAUCUCCUCUUUCUACUUUAUUUGCACUGGAGUUACUGUCACAAAAAGCAAUGUCCCCUAGGGGAUUAUUAAAGUAUUUCUGAUUCUGAUUCAUACUUUGCAGUUUGUGUCACUGCCCUAAUUAUGAGCUCUUCACUGAUUUAUUUCUAUGGUUUUAUUUUUCAAUAUAUCUGGUUUGCUUUUUAAGUCACCAACUCGAGAAAGAAAAUCUGGAUCUCACCUUUGAGAAUCUGUUCGGGUCAGCAUCUGACAAAGUAUUCAAGUCAUUAAUGAAGUAUUUGAGGGAGACUGGCUUAUUGUACAGAGUUUAACUUUGGAGCUUAGUGAGUAUCAGUUUGUGACCCUAAAUGAUUCACAAAUUGCCCUCACUGACUCUUACAAAUAUUUAGGAAUUUGGCUAGACAGUAAUCUAUAUUUCAAGACUCAUAUUCAGAAAUUAAUCCAAAAAUUAAAUUAGGCUUUUUAUACAGAAUCAAAGGCUGUCUACCACCGCCCAACCGAAAAAUCAUUGUACAAUCCACCUUCAUGUCUGUCCUUGAUUAUGGUGACAUCUUGUAUUGCCAUGCAGCCCCAUCAACUCUUCAGCUGUUAAAUCCUGUGUAUCAUAGUGCACUACGUUUCAUCACUAACGACACAUUUCGCACUCAUUACUGUUCCCUCUAUCAAAAAGAAAUAUCUGUCUCAUGUUAUUUAUCUAUAAAGCUCUUCUGCUGAAGCUUCCCAGCUACCUCACAUCUCUGCUUUCAUUUAAACCUAGUAGCUACAGAACAUGAUCCAGUAACUCUCUAACCUUAGAUAUUCCAUGUACCCGUAUUAAUAUUGGCAGAACUGGUUUCAAUUACUGUGCUCCCUUUGAAUGGAAUAAGCUGCAAACCGCCCUUAAACUGGACUCUUUCAUUCAUCUUGGAGAUUUCAAAUACUAGUUAUCUAAUGUUUACAAUAAUCGCUGUAACUGUUUAACUGAUUCCUUUUAUUAUUUUUAACCUCUUGUUUGUUUGUUUGUUGUGUGUUGAUUGUGAAUGUUCCUUGUUCUCAGGCCUCUCUUGUAAAAGAGCUCUCGAUCUCAAUGAGACUGCCUGAUAAAAUAUAGAUUAAAUAGAAAUAAAAAUAAAUACGUAUAGGCAUACAUCUUUUUUUCCCCCAGCUAAAUUUCCCGCGCUACACUCCAAUCCGGUAGGUGGCGAUAAUGCUUGUUCAGUUUGUUGCCAACCGCCAAUAAAGCGAAGAAGAAGAAAGUUAGCGCGGGUAGUUUGACUUGCUAACUGCUACAAACAUUAGCUGACGUCGCUCCGUCGUAAAGGUGAGUUUAUUCUUCAAAAUUUCCCCGAAAAGUCCUCUAAAACCUGAACUUUUACCACAGAAACGCUUUGGUAAGUUGAUGUUUUUAAGAUUAGAAGAAUAUAACAGAUGUUUUUGUUUUAUUCUGGUUUAUAAAGUCGAUUUGUCUCGAUGCAGCAAAAUAUCCUGAUUAUUUUCAUUUAUUAUUAAGACGUUAAAGCUUUAAAAGAAACGGGAAUAAAAUGCUAAUUCAAUUUUUAGACAGUGAUGAAUGUUUGGACACAGUCUGAGUUAUGUUUAACCAAAAUGACAAGAAUUAGACUGAGAUAAUCCUCCGUUGUUAAAGCCAAACUCUGAACUAAAUAACUUAUUUCUCACCGAAUAUAUGAGUUAAAUGGUUUCAAACUGAUGUUAUUUGGACCCCAGCUCAACAUUCAUGUAGCUUAACUCCAAUUUAGACCUAUAAACCCUGAUAUAUGACCGUCUGGGUGUCUGUGUUGACAGUGAAGCCGUCCUCAUGGAGUCUACGGAGAGCAGGUAUGCUCACCUGCUGCAGCCCAUCAGAGAGCUCACCAAGAACUGGGACAUCGACGUGGCUUCAGAGCUCAAUGAUUACCUAGAGGAGGUACAACUUCUAUUAGUAUUAUUGUUAUUAUUAUAACCUUUAUUUAACCAGGUUUGUCCCAUUGAGAUCCAAGAUAUCUUUUGCAAGAGAGAUCUGGACAAAUACAGUUUCAAUACAUAAUCACAUUAAUCAUUUACAGUCAAGCCCAAAAUUAUUCAUACCCUUCUCAGUAAUCAAUAGAAAAGCCUUUAUUGGUUAUUACAGCAAUCAAGCGCUUCCUAUAAUUGCUGACCAGCUUUGAAUUGAAGAGAGGCAUUCAUGUAUAACACAUCACCGUAAUCAAUAAUCAAAAGAAAGGUUGACUCCUCUAGUUUCUGUUUCACCCUAAAAGAAAAGCAAGACUUAUUUCUAAAGUAAAAUCCAAGUAAAAGCUUCAGCUUCUUAACAGUCGACUGAAUAUGUGCCUUAAAAGACAAGUGGUCAUCAAUCAAAACCCCAGAUGUUUAAAAGUAGAUACAAGUUCAGUUUGUUGACCAUUACUGGUUCUUUAUUACCAAAGAACAGACUCAGAUAUUCACAUUGUUUGUUUGUCUGACUCCUGCCCAUGUGUGUGUUUGCAGCUGGAUGAGAUGUGCAUCACAUUCGAUGGAGGGAAAACCAGACUGAACUUUGCAGAAGCUGCGUUGCUGAUUCAGGGUUCAACCUGCAUCUACAGCAAAAAGGUAAAAUAACAGAAAGUAAACCGAUGUUGGAUUGAAACUCUGAGCUGUUUGAGGACAAACUCAUCUUGUGUUUCAGGUGGAGCUGCUGCACAAUCUAGUUUACCAAAUGCUGGAGUACGUUAACGACAGAAACAAGAAGUAAGUGUUUGAUUCAGAUUAGAGAUGCUUAUCGUUAUGAUUAUAAGGUAACAAAGAUGACUUUCUUGUUGGUAUUGUCAGACGAUCCAAAGAGGCGGAAGGGAAUCCAAAGGACAGUACGGACAGCGCAGCGAAGAACCGUGAUGCUGACAAGGUGGCGGAGGUGAGGAGCAAGAUAAGAUAAGAUGUUCCUUUAUCAGUCCCACAGGAGGAAAUUCCAAAAUUACAGCAGCAUAGCAUAGAUACAAAAAGAGAAAAAUUAAAAGAUAAAGAAACUCUGAGCUAAAAACAAGAUAUGUGCAUGCGUCAUAUUUACAUCUGUACAGAAUAUUAGCAGUAAUAAUAGCAGUACCUACUUCCAGACCAGCAGCUUUAGAGAUGAUUUCAUUCUCUCCAUGUACCCAAACAAGCCGUGACUCUUACUCUUAUUGCUCUGUGGACGAGUGUCAGUCAGUGUUUGCUGCUGGAUGAGGGUUUUGUGUAAAGUUUUGCUGUAAAAACUUCUUAGUCCUCAUGUAGACACUCAAUCUUCUCUUGCAAGCAGGUAAACAUCUAUUCAGGCUUUUGAAUCUUUGGUAACUUAUGUUUGUAUUAACCUGACUUUUGAUCAAACUCAUAAAUUUAUAAUGUUUCCUUAAAAAAUUAAAAGUUGAGUUUUCUUGUUAAACCCAUUUCACACAAACUUAAAGGGAUAUUCCGGUGUAAAAUUAAUUAAGGGUCAAACACAUCGAAACGCUUAGUUAGACACCGCCUCAAGAGAUGAAUGUUGCAGACCGCUUGCUUCUCUAGUUAUACCAACUUUAGUAACAACCGCACAAUAGCAAUACACAGCAGUCUGAGGAGCCAAAAACAAACCUCAACCAAAACGCCACUCUAUAGCCACAAAUAAUGCUCAGAACAGCACCUAACUUCAUCAACAGUACAUGUAGGGUCACAGCCAUAGCACUAGCCACCAAACAUCUUUUUAACUUACCCUGAUUUCUUUAGCAAAGAGACUAAACACAGCUCACCCUCUCUCCUCCAGCAGCCACUUGUUUGUAGCGAGACCUCAGGCCAGUCUAUUACGGACUACAGCGGGGUGUCGUAGCUCAAGGAAGAACAUUUAUGAUCAUUUCUUCAUGGAAAUACAAUCAGACCGAGACGCUAAGGCAGAAGAACUCCCGCGUUUGCAGUGCAAAAUGAUUAAUAUGAUGAUUAUUACGUAAGGAAAUGAUAAAGAAAUUAUCAUAAAUGUUCUUCCUUGAGCUGUGUCACCCCGCAGCAAUCCGAAAUGGACUGGCCUGAGGUCGCUACAAACAAGCGGCUGCUGGAAAAGGUAGGUGAGGCGUGUUUAGUCUCUUUGCCAAAAAAAUCAGGCAAAGUUAAAAAAAUGUUUGGUGGCUAGUAUUAUGGCUAGGACCCUAUAUGUACUGUUGAUGAAGUUAGGUGCUGUUCUGAGUAUUAUUAUUUGUGGCUAUAGAGUGGCGUUUUGGUUGAGCACGUGGCUCUCUGUAUUGCUAUCUGCAGUCGUUACUAAAGUUGGUAUAACUAGAGAAGCAAGUGGUCGGCAACAUUCAUCUCUCGGGGGGGUGUCUAACUCGGUGUUACAGUGUAUGACCUUAAAUUAAUUUCACGCCGGAAUAUCCCUUUAAUUAACAUUACGUGGACUUGAACAAACAUCCAACAUGAGGGAUCAGUCAGUGGAGCUCCUUCUGAAUCUCCUCACGGACUGUUUUAUGAUAUUACGCCUCAAGAAACAAACAGUAAAAAUCAGAUUUUUUUCAGUCUUUAACUGAUUUUCUCUCCUUGAGUCUGACUCUGAUCCUAAUCUGACUCCUCAGUUCACUCCUCUGGAUCUCAACCUCACAGAAGGGUCGCGGAAAGCCAACUCCCGCAUGGUCAGUUCACACACACCGACUCCCUAAACUUGGCGUAUGUGUGAUGAUAAUGAUACCUGCAGUUUGUUCUGAUGUGAUGAACAUUAACCCUUCAUUUUUGUGAUGUUCAGAAGGUGAAUGUGACUCCUCUUCCUCCUGAGGCUCUGAUCGCUCUCGAAUCUCAUGAAAAGCAGAAACUUCCUCUCUUCAGGUCAGUGCGAGCUCUGAGUUCUACAAAACGGUUUCAGAGUGUCGGUGUGAGUUACUAAAACCGCUUGAUGUUUUUGUGUUUGCUGCGCGUCAGUGUGAGAGGGGAGAUCUUGUACAGUCUGAAGGAUUUCAGGAGCAACAUCUUCAUCCCUGGAGACGACGACAUGAUCCACCUCACUUUUAGACUGUCUGCCUCAAACUUCCUGUUGGAAAAUUAUCAACCCCCUGCAGAGACUUGGAAUCUACUACAAGAAGGUAAAACAUCGAGUAAAUAUCCAAUUAUGAAAUGAGCUCGAUGCUGCAGGAGCACAUGGUGUGAAAACAGCAGCAUACAUUCAGAGGGCAAAGUGAAUAAAGUUGAUUUAUUCCUGGGUAAGAAUGUGUACAAUUAUUAGAAAUUAAAGUUUUGUUAUUAUGAAAUAAGGUUUGAAGUUAGGAGGUAAUUUAGAUUUAUAAAAAGAAACAAGGUGACAUCCAAAUAUCAGGAAAUGUUUUAAAACAAUUCCAAGCAGUCCUCCUCAAACUCAUUUUCUCUCUCAGUCCCAUAAAUUAGCUGUUUAAGAAAGAUUUCCUCCCUCCAAAUACUGCAGGUCAACUUGCAGGUGAAGCUGCAGGCGAAGCUGCCGAUGGGUUGGCUAAUGUUGUGGAAAACUGUGCGGAUGCUGCAGAUGACUUCAUACCGAUGGAAGACUUGGAGCAGGAUGCAGAGGAGCACUUGGACAGACAUCAGGUCUGUCUGAUGGUUUGAUUAAUGUUCAUUAGUCUGUUUGACGAUUUCAGUUUCUUAUCUUUGAACCCUAGCUGAAGAUCACCAUCUCAUUUCAGAGUUUAAACCUCCUCUCAGAGCCGCACAGUCUGAUUUAGUUUCUUCAUCCUGUAAAAUCUUUAUCUUGUCAUUUCAUGGCUCAGGCUCCGAGUGAAGGCAGAAUGAUCAGAGAGAGACGAGAGCUGGAGGAUGGCAAACUGCAGAGAAAGGAUGCUCCUCCUCCUCCUCAGGUGGGAUCUUCAUCUGUGGAGAGAAAUCUAUUUUGUCUGUUUUUCUUUAAUGAUGAACUAUUUAUUUAAUGAUGAGUAAUUAAUUAACUUCUGUCUGUCUCAGGUAAACGUGUGGGCAUUACAUGACCCCUAUGCCGAACUCGGAGGGGAAAAACCUUUCAAAUCAGGUGAGUUUGAGUUCUUCUAGGUACUUUAAAUCUACAUUUUUUCUUGUCCAGGUGAAUAUUAUAAACUUCCUGAGCCCUUUCAGAUGUUCUCAGACUGUAUCUGUACUCUUUCAGGUAAAUGUUAUAAAGUUCCUGAUGGUCUGGACGAUGGGGGGAAGAGGAAACGGAAACGUGGAGCAGCUCUGCAGGACUUCAGGAGCUGGUUAAGAGACACCUGUGAGGAUGAAAUAAGAUCUUUUUUUUUCUCAAGAUAUUUUACCUCUGAAUGAAAGUAAACUUUAAAAAAAAAAGUUUUUUAAUGUGAAAUAAGUUAAAUGUCUUAUUUUUGUUGUUUCAGUCGAUCCUCCAGAACACAAAUUAAAAAAUGGACCAACCUUUUCAGGUAAGUUUUAGAGAAAAAUACACCACCUUUCAUCUCUGAAUCUUUUUACAUGAAGCAGCUGAUUUGUGUUGCAUAAACUCCUGUGUUCAAAAUGAAACCUCCUUUAUAAAACACUUUGAUGAAUUCUUAUUUUAAAUAUUGAAUGUUUUGAAAAAUUAAGGUUAAUGAAAAAACUGAUAUAUAAAUUUUAGAUUUUAUUUAAAUUUCAGACCUGAACUACAUUUACCUGAACACCAUGAAAGACCGGCUGAAGAGCAAGAGGAGGAUCCUCAGGAAACAGGUACACGUGUAACUCUUGACUCUGUGAUGGAGGCCUGUGUGACAUAUGGAGUAUAGUCAGUACUUCGAGGCUCGCUGCACAUGAGAGAUAUAAAACCCAACUAUCAGGUGUCCUACACUUGAAAAAGGCUGCCUGCACAUAAUCCUGCUCUGAGUUUUGCUCCUCCCCUCUCCUGUGAUGUCACUCAGGGCGUGGUCGUCUCUGAGGAGGAGCUGAUGCGGACCCUCCUGCAGCCCACAGAGACGGGGCCACAGCAGCAGGGAGAGGGGGAGCAUCUGGAGGACUUUAGACUCCCGGACCUGCUCGGUAGGAACACACACACACACACACACACACACCUCAGUCAGUGUCAGAGGAAUUUGUUGAUAAUUAAAGGUGGGGUUGAUAAUCAUAAUAAAUCAUAUAGAGGUUUUGGGGACACUCGGCUGCUGUUGCCAGUGGCUUAAAAACACUAAUCGAAGAUUUCUCUGCAGGUGGAGAUGAGGAGCUGUCAGAUAACGAACAGGAAGCGUUUCCUGACGAUAUUCCUGCAGAGUUUGGAGGAGCUGAUUUCAUUCCACCAGGUAGAAACAAACCUGUACUGUUUCUCACUCUGACAUUAUUUAAUCAAUGGAGGUUCAGUUUGAUAACGUCUCCAAACAAAGUUGUAAAUAUUUAGAGAAUUUCACCUGUCUGUGCCUAACCUUAUAAUACAAACAUAAAAAAAGUUACAAAAGGGACCCGACUGCUUUAUAAAAGUUGGUUUUGGGUUAAAAGUCUUAUUUAUUAUAUGAUUAACUCGUUAUAAACUCUGGGAUCUGUUUUGAUGUCAGUGUUUGACUUUCAGAUUAUCUGCUUUUUCAUUGUCUGUGUUUCAGACGUUCAGAAGGACGAGCUGAGUUAUGAGGAUCUGGUGAAGCUUCGAGUGGUAAGCGAUCGAUCCUUUACUCUCCUCUUUAUCUCGUUGACUCAAUGACCAGUGAGUCCGGUAAACGUGUGUUUAAAUGUGUGUUUUUCACGUGUGUGUGUUCAGGAGCAGCUGGUGGCGAGCUGUCGCGGUUACACCCAGGAGACGGCGUUGAGUCGGCGAGUUCAAGAGUGGGAGGAGAAGAUCAAACCUGACCUGGCGCUGCAGGUAAAAACUCUUCAGUGUGUAAAUCUGCAAAUAAGCCACGCCAUCGCCCAGAAACCAACUGAAACAUGAUGUCACUUCCUGUUCAGGAGGAGCGUCCCGCCUUUGACAUCCACGAUUACAGCGAUCGGAUCAUCAGAGCUUUAGACACCAUCGGUCAGCGGCGAGCUUUCUACUCCAUCGUCUCUGGGAUGGAAAACACUGAAGCCUGCAAGUACCUGCUGGCCUCGCUGCAGCUGGUGAGACACACACACACACACACACACACACACACACACACACACACACACACACACACACACACAUAGUGAAGUCUGUGUGUGUUUUUCAGUGAGUGUGAAUGAGUGUAUUAGUUUCCAUAUGUGUGUAUUUAAGCCUAAACUCGUGUCUCUGUGCGUCUCUCAGGCGAACGACUACACAGUGGAGUUGGACUCGGCUGGGGGUCUGGAGGAGAGUCUGGACACAUUGGGUCUGACUCUGCUGAGCACUCAGAAAGCGAGGGACAGAUUCAAACAUCUUGACGGCGUGGACAUGUGACCCUAACAGAGGAUAAAAAUAAAUGUUUAUUUCUGAGUAUUUUUAAAUUUUCUAAACAAACAUGAGUGUUUUGUUUUGUCUCUGUCCUGUCUCUGAAUCAUGAUCGGUCUGUAAAAUCAUUAAAUUACAGAAACUCUGAGUUAUCAUCCCAUCUGCUGCCCUCUGACUGUUUCUGUUCAGACUUUAAAAUAUGAGCUGGUUCGAUGACAGCGAGAAAAUAUGUCGGUAUAUUUUUAAAACUGAAGAAUAAAAAUGGAUUUGUAAACUGAA